Messenger RNA from Megalobrama amblycephala (Wuchang bream), 3474 nucleotides. RefSeq names its product asparaginase homolog (S. cerevisiae) (gene aspg). The record is from RefSeq and is a predicted model, not a curated record. The transcript has 19 exons. Gene Ontology annotation, biological process: amino acid metabolic process. NCBI's taxonomy places the organism in Eukaryota, Metazoa, Chordata, Actinopteri, Cypriniformes, Xenocyprididae. The coding region runs from base 124 to 2133 and encodes 669 amino acids. Gene Ontology annotation, molecular function: asparaginase activity; protein binding.
AUAAUACGUUCAUGUGUACGUUUCCAGCAUGUGUGCCUUUAUCAGCGUUCAAAAUCAAUGCGCUGUCUCUUUAAGAAACUGCGUCGUUCGGUUUUUGGAUAACGUUAGUCAAGAGAGUCCGAUAUGGCGGAAUGGAAACACACUACCUCGCUUCCGUCCACAACAAGCAUGACCUCGCUGGGACGAGCUCUUUCUCGUAGCAGUUUAAGUCAGCCUGAUGUGUUUCAGUCACAGAAAUCUCUCAGCCGGUGCGCCGCGAGUCAGAGUCGCAGGAGGAUCUCGAGCAGCUCGGAGUCUCCUGACAUCAGCCCAAAUGUCGAGGCGAGGGUCCUGGUCAUAAACACCGGCGGAACCAUUGGAAUGACGUAUCAUAAUAACGUUCUGUCUCCAGAGCCGAAUGCUCUUGUUGGAACUCUACGCAAACUCCCAAUUCUGCAUGAUGAGCAGUACGCCCAACAAACCAGACUGUAUGAAUACUACAAGCCUCAGGAGAACACGCUGGUGCUGCCGAAGUCCACUCAUUCAGCUGAUCCUCUGUUUCAUGGACUGUCCAAACAGAAUAAGAGGAUUGUAUAUACAAUUUUAGAGUACUCUCCCCUCCUCGACUCCUGUAACAUGACCACAGAUGACUGGGCUACUAUUGGAAAAGACAUUGAGAAACACUACGAGCAAUACGAUGGUUUUGUCGUCCUGCACGGCACUGACACCAUGGCUUACACCGCCUCUGCCUUAUCCUUCAUGUGUGAGAAUCUGGGAAAGCCUGUCAUCCUCACUGGCUCACAGGUGCCCAUCUAUGAGAUGAGGAAUGAUGGGAGGGAUAACCUAUUGGGGGCUUUGUUGAUAGCAGGGCAGUUUGUCAUCCCUGAGGUUUGCCUGUAUUUUCAUCAUAAGCUGUACAGGGGCAAUCGUGUCACUAAAGUGGAUGCUGGAAGCUUUAACGCAUUUAACUCGCCAAACCUGCCGCCAUUAGCCAACGCAGAAGUCGACAUUAAAAUUAACUGGGACACUGUGUGGCGAGCCAAUACAACUGCCAAAUUCACUGUCCAAACACAAAUGAACCGUAAUGUGGGUCUCCUGCGACUCUUCCCAGGAAUCACUGCUGAUACAGUCAGGGCCUUCUUGCAGCCUCCUAUGGACGGGAUCGUAUUGGAGACCUACGGCAGUGGUAAUGCCCCUGACAACCGUGCUGACCUGCUGGAUGAGAUUCGUAAAGCGACUGAGAGAGGACUUAUCAUGAUCAACUGCACCCAGUGCCUCAGGGGCUCGGUCACAACCUCGUACGCCACUGGUCAGGCUCUGAGUGAUGCCGGUUUGGUCGCUGGGUGUGAUAUGACCCCAGAAGCUGCUCUUUCAAAACUCUCCUAUGUGCUGGCAAAACAAGACCUCAGUACAGAAGAGAAGAAGAAGAUGCUGAGUCGCAAUCUGCGUGGUGAGAUGAUAGCUGACCUGGGCGGGGCAAAGCUUUCUCUCAGCGACAGUCGCUUUAUUCAGGUUAUCGCCAAGUCCCUCAGCAUUAGCUGUAAAGAGGAGCUUGAAGCCAUACGGGAUGCACUAACUCCCACUUUGGUCUGCGUUGCUGCUAAGAUCGGAGAUAUUGAAGCUUUAGAGGCCAUAAGGGAAAUGGGCUCUGACUUGAGCUUGGCAGACUAUGAUGGCCGCACUCCUCUCCACAUCGCUGCAUGUGAGGGGCAUCUGAAAGUGGUGGAGUAUCUGCUGAGUAAAGGGGCCACAGUCUAUGCCAGAGAUCGCUUUGGUGAUACACCACUGCGCAAUGCUGUUCGCUUCAGGCAUAAGGAUGUUGUGAAGUUGCUGAGGAAGACUGGAGCUCAUUUUUCUCGGGAUGAAAUAGUUGAUGCUGGAACGGAGUUGUGCAGUCUUGCGGCGAGUGGCGACUUGGAAGGAUUGGAGAUUUGGCAGUUAGCUGGGGCUGAUCUGACCGUGACCAGUUAUGAUGGACAGACGCCCAUUGAAGUGGCAAGAGCCACUGGGUGUGAAGAGGCUGUUGAUUUCUUAAAACAGAUGGCUCAGUACCAAACUCAGCAUCAGACAGAUGAGGGUAAUGAGCCAGUAUUUGAGGAGAAUGAGGAGGAGAAUGGAGAGUUUAUCGAGUUUACUGCUUGUCCAAGAUCUUGAGGAGGCCGUCCUGCUAACUGUCACUUCCUGCCCUUAUCAUCCAUCCCGUUUCUUAUUUUUAGCAGACAUACAAUAGAUUUUCCUUACUUGGACAAUUAUACUCUUAAAGGGGUUAUAUGAUGCUAUUUUAAAAGUUCAUUAUUUUGAUUAUUAGUGUAAUAGAAUAGGAACUUUAAUGUUUUUUUUUUAUUUUUCACAUACUGAUACUGUACAUUAUUGCAGCCCCUCUAUUCCCACGCGCUCACAUCUGUGAUUGGCUAGCUGACCCAGUGCAUUGUGACUGAACAAACACCUAAAGCGUGUGUCGAAAAUUUAACACCCCUUACAAUAACUGCGAGUUUCAGCUUCUAAAGAAUUAAUAAACAAACAGUUAAUAAUAAUGUUGUCAGCUUUACCGUAUCAGUUCGUGUCCGGUUAUGAAAAUGCAGAUGAUUAACCAACUUUGCAAGUAAGACUUCAACAGAAUGUUUCACAGUGGUAUAAAUAAAUAUUUUUAAAUAAAUCGCCGAGUGAAAUGACUUGUUUUAGAAAUAUCUGGACUUCAAUCAAGGCGUUUUAGGCAGAUCUGGAUCAAUGUUUUCUGUUAAAUAGAAUAAAUGGCUUUGUGGGAGACUGUAAUGUAUCUGUUUGUAUAAAUGCACACUAAACAUUAAAAAGCAUCAUAUGACCUCUUUAAAGCAUGAAGAGCACAAGCCAUACUUUUUUAGAUCCGUCCCUCUAAAACAGUAAGCAAUCAGAUAUGAAUGUAUUGUGAUCUUGACAGUAAAACAGUCAUACAUACUAUUUAUGUACAAGCACAUUCACACUACACUACAGUAAAUGAUACUGUAACUACUAAUGUCAAACAAUAUAUAAUCAUUUGAAUAUUAUAUAUUUAUUGUUUAGAUGUAAAAUAAAUUAUAUAUAUAUAUAUAUAUAUAUAUAUAUAUAUAUAUAUAUAUAUAUAUAUAUAUAUUUGAAGCUGUCAGGACUAAUGACUGUUAUGUCUUCAUCCAGUGUUCUUCAUGUGUUCACAUACAUCAGAUUCAGUAUCACCUCAAUGUUGCCCACUUUAUGUGAAUGUAUUUUUAAUUGCAAAUACAGUUGUAAUUGCAAUGAAGAAUAAGAAUGGUUUUACUCUGUAUAUACAAAGAAGCAAACCAAUGCAAAACUGCAAAGCAAUUUUUUAUUGUCUGAUGUUUCAGAAAUUAUAAAUGUUGAGUUGUCUGUUAACUAAAAUAACCAAUUGCCCUGUGAGUGACUAUCAGAAACAGUGUUUGUAAGCCAAAAUGUAGUGGAAUGUCAUUGUUUUUCCUGUUCUUUAGUUUUGUUCUUUGUGAAAAUUAAAAACAUUAAAAUUAA